This is a messenger RNA of Pocillopora verrucosa, 1585 nucleotides long. The record is from RefSeq and is a predicted model, not a curated record. Lineage: Eukaryota; Metazoa; Cnidaria; Anthozoa; Scleractinia; Pocilloporidae.
UAUUUACUAGUAGAUCUGGGAAUGAAAGCUUCAUGUACGUCUCAAUUAACUUCCCGAGAGAUCGGACCCGAAGACUGAGACGAGUAAGCAACCAGUGAACUUUGAAACUAAUUAUUUACUAAUAGAUCUGGGAAUGAAAGCUUCAUAUACGUCUCAAUCAACUUCGUUAUUCGUCAGCACCGAGGAACAAGUCCUCGGCCACUAAAGGGACAGCUCAGAAAUGCAUAGCUUGAGCUUAGUCGUGUGUUUCAUAACCAUACUGACUUCAUCAGCAUGCCAAGUAACGGAUGAGACAGAGAAGACAUCAGAACCUGCUACGUGUGUUUACAAGGGCUACGAAGAUGAAGUAUACGACCUUACAAGUUUGGCAAACACCAAUGAGAGGCCUAGAUUUUGCACAGAAGACUCCAGGGGUUAUAGUAUCAGCUAUAAUCCAUGCUUCCCUUUCAAAAUUGGACCGAGUAAGAAAACAAACCCAUGUCACUCUGGUGUGGCGAUUUGUCAGUGGGUUGAAGGUCAUGAUGAUGCGUACGUUAAUAUUGGUAGUCAGAGGUCGGCGCUUUUCGAUGGGGGAGGCAAACACCCGAAGAUACAUUAUCAUCAUUCGUCCAGUGGUAUUAACUGGAAAUCCACUGUAUCACUGGUGUGCAAUUCAUCUGAUGACAAAGGCCAUUUCAGAGUUGUGACGGAUCAAAGGGCUGAUCAUGUUGAAUUAAGUCUCUCCCAUAAGUGUGCCUGCCCGAAUAUGUGUCUAAUCAACCCUACAAGGAAACCCAAAACUACAGUUACCCCUGCAGGAGACGACGAAGACAUAGUGUUUCCUGUGGUCGCUGGUGUCUUCUGUUUAUUUGCUGUUCCUUUCGUUAUUAUUAUUUGGCGACGUGUCAGGCCACAGCCUCCCAAUCCACCGUCUUCUACCAAUCAGUUUGUAAACCCUCUCUUGAAUAAAACUGAUCCAUCUGAUUAUGGUGCAGUUGGUGGAAAUGAUAGCACUAGCAACCCCCUCUCCAGUGCAAGUGAACCCACAUCGGGAAGUGGGUCGUCAAGUUUAACUAAACCCUCGUCAACGAACUCAUCAUCUUGUAAUGAUAUCAAAGUGUCUUCUAAAGAGAAUUCUAAAAGUAGUGAAAGGUCAUAUGUCUGUUGAAGAAGUCACGUUGGCGUGCUUAGCAGAUCGCUGUUUAGACCAUAGGAGAUCAUUUGGUUCCUCACGAGCUGGAUGAAAUAAUUUUAUGGCCAUAAAACUGGAUAAUGCGAUUCAACUGUUUGAAAAGGGUAUUAAAAACAUAGCUCCAAUUUAGAGUGAAACUUUUAGAAUCGCUUCCAACCACAAGAAAAUGCAAGACUAAUUUAUUUGUUCAGUGAUAAACAAAUGUAAGAUGAGAAAAAUAUUUUUUUGCGUGAAAGUCAAAAUAAUUGUGUACGUAAGAACGCAAAUUACUUCUUAGUCUCUGUAAGGGGAAACAAAUUUUGGAUGAAAUGUCAGUUCAAAACUUGUACGUAUUUUACUUAAAAACUCUUUCAAAUGACAAAGUGUAUUUCUAGGAUCUCUCAAAGAGAAACGAAUAAAUAAUAUUUUUGCGUA